This is a messenger RNA of Meira miltonrushii, 1068 nucleotides long. RefSeq lists its product as uncharacterized. The record is from RefSeq and is a predicted model, not a curated record. The annotation marks the transcript as partial. Lineage: Eukaryota; Fungi; Basidiomycota; Exobasidiomycetes; Exobasidiales; Brachybasidiaceae. The transcript has a single exon. Gene Ontology annotation, cellular component: membrane. Gene Ontology annotation, biological process: fluoride transmembrane transport. Gene Ontology annotation, molecular function: fluoride transmembrane transporter activity.
UUUGAAAGAUUAUUACGUCAUUUUGCAAUUUUAGGAUUGUUAAUGUUUUCAUCAAUUUGGGGUUUAUUGGCUCGUGAAGGUUUGAUUGCAUUGAAUACAUACUCUGGUAUGAGUAUCGAACCUACAAUAUGGGCACAAGCAGUAGGUUGUUUAGUGAUGGGCUGGAAUGUGGCAAAUAAAGAAGAUUUAGAGAAAUGGUAUCCUCCCGCAUUCAUUGCUAUCGGAACGGGAUUUUGUGGAAGUGUAACUACGUUUUCAUCUUGGAUCUUGCACGUCUUUCAGGCUUAUGGUAAUCAAAAGCACUACAACAGACAUGGAUUACACAACGUAAUGGAUGCUUUAACCCAAACCGGCGCAACUAUUGGAAUGUCACUCAUCUCACUAUAUGCCGGAAGAGCAUUAGCAUCGAUCUUACCUGCCAAGCCGGUUCUCGUACUCUUUGAGCGAUUUCAGCACUCUAUAGCACCAAGACGGACCGACAAACAAGUCAACGGCCAUGCAAACGGUGAGCCAAAGCCGAGACAAAUUCAUGCUGAUUCACAAGUCCCAUACACAAGAGGACCGGAUCUAUUCUGCAUCUUGUUGGGCAUAAUAUUUUGGGCUGCUUCGGCUGUUUUAUGUGGCACAUAUGAACCUUUUCGACAUGUCACUUACGCCGUAGUUCUAUCGCCACCAGGUGCAAUUAUACGAUGGUACCUGUCAAGAUUCAAUUCAUAUCCCAUCAGCAAGAGAAAGCCAUAUUGGCCUAUCGGUACACUUUCGGCCAAUUUGAUUGCAACUGCAGUUUUGGCUGCUGCUUUUGUCGGACAAAAUGUGGGUCGAGUGACCGGAGUAGGUGGUGGAGGCGUGCAUACAGUUGAAGGAUGCCAUGCUCUUUAUGGUGUUCAAGAAGGCUUUUGUGGUUGUCUGUCCACGAUCAGCACGUUUGCAGUCGAAUUGGACAAUAUCAAGCCUCGUCGGAGAGCGUUUGGCUAUCUUUUGGGAAGUUAUGUGUUGGGAAUCAUACUUUGCGUACUAAUCAUAGGAGCACCUUGGUGGAGUAUAGGAAUGAUGGGAAGUUGCGUAGGU